AUGUCGGAUGAUCAAAUCCCCGACCAAAAUUUACAGCAACAAGAAACUAAACCUUCCGAAAUAGCACCCACUGAUCCAGAAAAUCCUCCACAAGAAGAAAAUAUUGAAGAAUUUCCAGGCUAUUCUGACUUUAAAAAAUGUUGUUGCUGCACGAAAAUGUCUAAUGGCGCUCUUUUCUGCGGACAUUGGUAUUGUGCUCCAGGCAUGCCUAUUUUUGUAGUUACACAGGCUCUUGCCAAUUUAGGAAUUCUUUAUUGGAUUCCAUUCUUCAAUUUACAAAUUUACGGGAAAAUUUUUAUACCAAUCAUAACAGUAUUCGGAAUAAUGUUCAUUUUUUGUUAUCUUAAGACAAUAUACGACGGUCCUGGAUAUAUUCCAUUUUAUUAUUACUGGGCAAUUCAUGAUAAACUUCCACCAAACAACGAAAUCUUAGUAGAUACAUUAGAAGAUUCAUAUUAUGGCGUUAUUACGAACGAUACUCAGUACAAAAGGGCUCAUGAUAAUCCGACUCCAGGCAGAUGCAUUGUUUCAAAAUUAGCGAAGCGCUUCGUCAUUAGACCCGAUCAUUUUUGCGGAUGGGUUGGUUCAUGGAUAGGAAAACGCAAUCAUAAAAUGUUUUUCUGCUUUAAUUUCUGGGGAAGCAUAUAUUUAUCCUUAUCAGCAAUGGCCCAUCUUGCUGGUACUGUUAUUAUAUUACUUGAUGGAAUGAACUACAGAGUUUUUGUUGAAUUUGUUUUUGUUAUUUUUGCAUUGAUGUAUGCAGCUAUGACCAUGCAAUUUGCAUAUUCAGUGUGGAAUAACGCAAAGAAGAAUAUUACUUCUUGGGAAGAGUGGAAUAACAUCAAAUAUGGCUUUGAACAAGAAACAGAAUCAGACAAUAUUGCUGAUUUAUUUGGACCAGAUCACAGAUGGUGGAAAGUCAUUUUACCAAUAAAUCCAUGGAAAAAUAUGUCGAAUGCGGAUUUGAUCAAAGAUUAUCCAACAUAUCAGCAAAUUAAAUCAAACCAGGCUUUGCUCCACACCGAUUAA
This is a messenger RNA of Trichomonas vaginalis G3, 1029 nucleotides long. Its product is annotated as cysteine S-palmitoyltransferase protein. Bases 1 to 1029 code for a protein of 342 amino acids. Gene Ontology annotation, molecular function: protein-cysteine S-palmitoyltransferase activity. The transcript has a single exon. Gene Ontology annotation, cellular component: Golgi apparatus; endoplasmic reticulum. The record is from RefSeq and is a predicted model, not a curated record. Lineage: Eukaryota; Parabasalia; Trichomonadida; Trichomonadidae. Gene Ontology annotation, biological process: protein targeting to membrane; peptidyl-L-cysteine S-palmitoylation.